Molecule: messenger RNA, 1443 nt
Organism: Myripristis murdjan (pinecone soldierfish)
Lineage: Eukaryota; Metazoa; Chordata; Actinopteri; Holocentriformes; Holocentridae
Gene: lrrc61
Product: leucine rich repeat containing 61
Exons: 9
Coding region: 112-897 (261 amino acids)
Biological process (GO): outer dynein arm assembly
Cellular component (GO): cytoplasm
Molecular function (GO): protein binding
Source: RefSeq, a predicted model, not a curated record
GUUUCACAUUUCCCCAAAAUAAUCACUGUCCAGCCUUUGCACCGCAUUGUUUAAAUUACUCGCCUUUGGUUGACGCUAGGUAAGCUGGCUAGGUAGCUCAGUUGCUAAAGGAUGGACUCUAAGCGAGACAAGGACCAAGAUGCAGACAUUGAGAAAAUUACCGCUGUGCUGCUCAAGUCCCGGACGGGUGAAUUCGAUUUGGAGUCGAUACUGUUCCUCAAAUUCAGAAGUCAUGGGAUACAUGAUCUUGGAUGUAUUGGGGAAUGCAUAAAUUUGGAGAGACUGGACCUUUCUGGGAAUAAAAUCACAAACUUGGCUCCUCUGGCUUCUCUUCGGCUUCUCGGAGUGCUCAAUUUGUCUGCUAACAGGAUUUCCAAUUUAGAGCCCCUGUCCAGCUGUGAUAGCUUACAGAGCUUAAAUGUGGCUGGUAAUCUUAUAUCCAGUAUUGAAAACCUUCACUGCCUUCAGUCUCUGAGAAAGCUAGAGAACAUACGACUAAAAGACAACACUUACAAUUACUCCAAUCCAGUGUGCAGGAACUCAUCAUAUAGAACUGUGCUUCUUGAGAUGUUCCCCAACAUUAAAGUGCUUGAUGGUGAAAGAGUGGUCGGACGUGGAAGUGACUUGUACCAGUUAUGUAAAGACAUCGAUGACACCAUUAAAGCUGGUUCAUACAAGAAUGGACAGGUUCCUGAUCAUGCUGAUUGCAAGCCAUGGGUGGAGGAUAGUUAUUGGGAGAUAAAGAGAUCAAACAGCGCCAUUAUUGAUGAAGCCUACAAACAGUUCAAUGAUGUUCUUCAUGAAUGCAGACUCCUCAACAACAGAGCAACACACAUGAUUUCACAAACUGAAAGAUCUCUGAGCCUAAAGAAGCAGCCAAAGCAGUACGCUGUCUGAAAUGGGCUACUUGGACACAUUCAUGUGUGAUUUUUCAUUUUUAAAAUAUAAAAAUAUAUAUUGCUAUUAUAUGUACUGUAGGGUUUUCAAAUUACUAAGCUAAUAUCCAAAUGCUUGACUGAGCAUCAUUGCCAGACAUAUGCUUGGUGUUGCAUUGUGAGGCCUGUUGAAAUUUUCUCGCAUCCUAUGCAUUAGGUUUCAAACCUUUGUCCAUACUGACACCCCUCAGUUUGGUUCAAAAAUGUGUUUACUUGCACAGUGUGCAUUUUGCACCAUGCUGUAACCUGCAUUUAUGCUGAGAGCUAUGCUGCUUUAGAGUUUGUAUAAGUUUUCGACAAUUCAAAGCUUUUCCAUUUUGCAUUGCUGGAUCAUGUUGGGAUCUAAUUUGUCCCAUAUUGUGUGCUUGCUUUGGGAGUCCAACUUUUUGCAAAAACUGAUUGAAAGAUUUGUUUCAGCUGUUUCUACUUGUUUUAUACCAUAAAGUUUAUUAUGUGUAUAACCAACUGGUCAAAAAAUAUAGUGUUUAUAAAGAUGUACUGUACUUCA